Messenger RNA from Calidris pugnax (ruff), 586 nucleotides. RefSeq names its product storkhead-box protein 2-like. Bases 311 to 586 code for a protein of 91 amino acids. Gene Ontology annotation, cellular component: nucleus; cytoplasm. The record is from RefSeq and is a predicted model, not a curated record. NCBI's taxonomy places the organism in Eukaryota, Metazoa, Chordata, Aves, Charadriiformes, Scolopacidae. Gene Ontology annotation, biological process: positive regulation of transcription by RNA polymerase II. The transcript has 3 exons. Gene Ontology annotation, molecular function: RNA polymerase II transcription regulatory region sequence-specific DNA binding; DNA-binding transcription activator activity, RNA polymerase II-specific.
UUUUGCCUGAGAAGCCACGAACCGUGCCUUUCCUCCACGCGAAUCUGGGAGCCGUAAGCCGGACCGAUUGCAAAUGAAGUGUAAUGCAUUGUGGGACGUGUGUAAAAUUGGAUCAUUCGAGGGGAAAAAAAAAAAUAAAGGCAGGCAGGGACCUGCGGCUGGCGUCCCUAGAAGAGGCAGCGGGGAGAUGCUGGCAGGUCGUGGCCGGCGGUAGCCACGCUAGCCCGAUGCCCGGUGGCCAGCAGCCGGCCAGCCGCAAGGCCUGACCCCAUGCUGCGGCGGGAGGAUUAGGCUCGGGGACAUCCUCAGGAUGAAGAAGACGCGGAGUACGACCUUGCGGCGGGCUUGGCCUAGCUCCGACUUCUCCGACCGGGCCUCCGACCGCAUGAGGUCCCGCAGCGAGAAGGACUACCGGCUGCACAAACACUUCCCACCGGCUUUUAUUUCCCAGGCAUCACGGGGCUACAUGACAUCAGGUGAUGUAUCACCCAUCAGCAUGUCUCCCAUCAGUCAGUCACAGUUUAUUCCACUUGGGGAAAUCCUUUGCCUGGCCAUCUCAGCAAUGAACUCUGUCCUGUGGCACUGA